This is a messenger RNA of Selaginella moellendorffii, 2833 nucleotides long. Its product is annotated as subtilisin-like protease SBT5.6. Gene Ontology annotation, biological process: proteolysis. Gene Ontology annotation, molecular function: serine-type endopeptidase activity. The record is from RefSeq and is a predicted model, not a curated record. The transcript has 10 exons. NCBI's taxonomy places the organism in Eukaryota, Viridiplantae, Streptophyta, Lycopodiopsida, Selaginellales, Selaginellaceae. Bases 109 to 2607 code for a protein of 832 amino acids.
UCCCCAAAAACAGCCUGUGCUGGGAGGAGGAGGUGAAAGAAGAAAGGUUGAGUAGCAAAACACACACACUCUUCUCUUCACUACUCUAGUACACAUAUCACACUGCUGAUGAUUGCUUGGAUUGGUUCUCAUUUGAUUUUUUUCUCUCCAGCAUUGCUGCUCCAGAUGAAGAAGAUGAGGAAAUUCACGGCUCUUUUCCAAAUCUUUGCUGCAAUUCAGCUGCUCCUGGCAAUUGGAGUGGCUGGAGCCAAGCAGGUUCACAUUGUCUACAUGGGAGAAACAGGGGGCAUUCAUCCAGACGCGCUCGUUUCCACACACCAUGACAUGCUAGCCUCUGCAAUGGGAAGUGUUGACAUUGCCAAGGAAACCAUCCUCUACAGCUACAGGCAUGGAUUCAACGGCUUUGCUGCAACACUGUCCAAGCGCCAAGCCGAGCAAAUCUCGAGUAAACUCCCUCCUCCUCGGUUGCAAAUCUCAACUUUUGUGACGAAACCAAUGCUCUCUCUUUGCUGCGCAGACAUGCCCAGAGUCAUCUCUGUCUUCCCGAGCUCGAGGAGGCGGCUGCACACGACGCGGUCCUGGGAGUUCCUGGGCCUCACGGGAGACUCGGCCGACGCUGUCACUGGGUCGCCCGCUAGCUCCGGAGAGAAUAUAUGGCAGCGCGCGAAAUUUGGCAGGGACAUCAUCAUUGGCCUCCUCGACACCGGAAUCUGGCCGGAGUCUCAGAGCUUCGAUGACGAUCUCUUGUCCGAAAUCCCGAGCAAGUGGAAGGGAGUAUGCGAACAUGGCGAUCACUUCAACGCUUCCAGCUGCAAUAAAAAGUUGAUCGGAGCUCGCUUUUACCUCAAAGGAUACGAGAAAUUCUACGGCAAGCUCAACCUCACUGCCACUGAAGAGUUCCGGUCGGCUCGCGACAAAGAUGGUCACGGGACUCACACCGCUUCCACCGCCGGAGGCAGCUUUGUCCCGGGAGCCAACGUCUUUGGAUUCGCAAACGGGACUGCCAAAGGUGGCGCGCCUCUCGCCAGAAUCGCCAUGUACAAAGUCUGCUGGCCGAUUCCAUCCGGGAGCCUGAGCGGUCAGGACAGUUGCUUCGACGAGGACAUGCUGGCAGCUCUCGACCAAGGUAUCAAGGACGGCGUCGAUGUCUUCUCCAUCUCAAUCGGCUCCGGAAAUCCCCAGCCGGCUUACUUGGAGGACUCCAUCGCCAUCGGAGCUUUCCACGCCAUCAAGCGCAACAUCCUCGUCUCAUGUUCCGCUGGAAACAGCGGGCCUACUAGCGCCACUGUUGCCAACGUCUCCCCCUGGAUACUCACUGUCGCGGCCAGCAGUUUGGACAGGGAUUUCCCGUCCAACGUCGUACUCGGGGACGGAACAACGCUGCAGGGGAAGAGUAUUGCUCCGAAGUCACUGUCGGAAUCGAACUGGUACGAGCUCAUCGAUGGCGGAAGAGCUGGCAACUCCAGCGUACCUGUCGUGAAUGCCAGCCAGUGCCUUCCGGAUACUUUGGACGCAUCCAAGGUUGCCGGCAGGGUGGUGAUCUGCUUGAGAGGACUCGGGACCCGCGUCGGGAAGAGUCAAGAGGCCAUUCGAGCCGGCGCCGCGGGAUUUAUCCUCGGAAACUCUGCUGCUCAGGCUAAUGAAGUCUCGGUCGACGCAUACAUGCUGCCGGGGACUGCCAUCAACGCGGACAAUGCCAACGCUGUCCUUACCUACAUAAACUCCACGAACUUCCCCCUGGUGAAGAUUGUCCCGGCAAGGACAGUGCUCGACUUCAAGCCGGCCCCUUCCAUGGCAGCGUUUUCGUCCCAAGGACCGAACUCUCUUAAUCCCGACAUCUUGAAACCGGACAUAUCAGCGCCAGGACUGAACAUUCUAGCAGCCUGGACCGAAGCAAACUCUCCCACCAAAUUGCCCAUCGACAACCGGAUAGUCAAGUACAACAUCAUCUCGGGAACUUCCAUGUCAUGCCCCCACGUCGCAGGAACCGCAGCUCUUCUGAGAGCGAUCUAUCCUUCCUGGAGCCCCGCGGCUAUCAAAUCCGCCCUCAUGACCACCGCUUCGAUUGUCAACAACUUGCAGCAGCCAAUCUUGAACGGCUCCGGUGCCACUGCCAAUCCUUUCAACUUUGGCGGUGGCGAGAUGAAUCCGGAAGCAGCGGCGGAUCCUGGCCUCGUCUACGACACAUCUCCACGGGACUAUCUCCUGUUCCUGUGCAGCGUCGGAUACAACAGCUCCACCAUCCAAAACGUAACGGACACGGCCAACUUUACGUGCCCGAACACUCUCUCGUCCAUCUCUGACAUGAACUAUCCGUCGGUAGCAGUAGCCAACCUCACCGCAGCCAAGACCAUCCAAAGAACUGUCACGAACGUCGGGUCCCAAGACACGGCCGUCUACAUAGCUUCCUUCCAGGCCCCGGACGGCAUCGACAUCGUGAUCACUCCCAACAAGCUUACGUUCCAGUCGCUAGGCGAGAAGAAGAGCUUCAACAUCACUCUGACCCCGACGAAGAGGUCCAAAGGCGACUACGUGUUUGGAACGUACCAAUGGAGCGACGGGAUGCACGUAGUGAGAAGCCCAAUCGCUGUUCGAACAACUUCAUGACCACCACGGUUCUUACGAUGUAAUUCCAUCCUGGAAAGAGCUCAAAAUCAGAAACACAGGAUGAAAAGGAAAAACAAGACCAACCUUGCCGCGUAGUAACUCCAUCCAAGAGAGAAUCAAACGUUGUUUUGAGCGAAGAACAUCGCAAAGAAACUAACACAGAUGGACGAGAAAGAUACAAAACUUGAUGGAGAAAAACAAGUACUAUACAAAGCUUUCCAAGUUA